Messenger RNA from Polypterus senegalus (gray bichir), 2023 nucleotides. RefSeq names its product transmembrane protein 255A (gene tmem255a). Lineage: Eukaryota; Metazoa; Chordata; Cladistia; Polypteriformes; Polypteridae. Bases 462 to 1283 code for a protein of 273 amino acids. The record is from RefSeq and is a predicted model, not a curated record. The transcript has 8 exons.
GUGUUAUCUAUACAUUCCCCCUGCUUUAUCUUUGCUUUUUGUUCUCGACGUUUAUUCAACAAACUAUAAUACCCGCCGCAUAUUUAUUUACGACGUUUUACAAAAUGAACGAAAUAGAUGUCUAAGUCGUCUCUACCGCAUUUCACAGGACAUACCUCACGUCUCCUAAGUGUAAGGGCAGACGCAUGCUCAGUGCACCCGAGCUGUAAAGACUGGCGAUCAAUACCUCGCCGCUUUGGAGAGCUGGGGGCCAGCCGAAAGGAAAGUGAAGGGAAGGAUCACAGCGGGCAGGAGAGGAGCCGUCGCCAGGGAACAUGAUCCCACUGCCAGAAUCCGAUGGUCAUAGGAAGCACCAUCAGUAGAAAUCAGGCACUGAAGUGCGAUUUGAAAAGGGGAAGACCGGCGGGAUCAUUUAAAAAAAAGGUCGUAUGAGAAAUCAUAAAAAAUAAAGACUUUCAAAGAUGCCUCCAGGAAUGAACCAGCCUGCUCCCGGUCUAACUGUCCCAGACACUGUGGGUUCAUUCAAGAGGUGGAAACGUGACUCUAUCGUCAUGACUGUGUCACUUUUCAUUGUAUCCCUGCUUAUUUUGACCAUUGGGUUAACUGCCACCACCAGAACACAGAAUGUCACUGUCGGAGGUUAUUACCCUGGAGUUAUUCUGGGUUUAGGGUCUUUUCUUGGCAUAAUUGGAGCACACCUGAUAGAGAAUAAAAGACAAAUGCUUGUAGCUUCAAUUGUCUUCAUCAGUUUUGGAGUAGUUGCUGCCUUUUGCUGUGCCAUAGUGGAUGGCGUUUUUGCUGCAAGACAUAUUGAUUUGAGACCGGUUUACGCAGGCCGAUGUAAAUAUUAUUCAAGUGUAGCAUCUUUUGAAAAGGAGGUACCCUGCCAUACUUCUUUCUGGGGCCCUUGCAGUCUAAGAGUUAAAAGCAACACCUGCUAUUGUUGUGAUCUGUACAACUGUGGCAACACCCAUUUUGAACUGACUGAGAGCUACCAUGAAUACAUCGAUGUUCACAGCUGUCAAGACGUCGUCCACCUUUAUCACUUGCUGUGGUCAGCAACAGUCCUUAAUAUAGUGGCUUUCUUUCUAGGAAUCAUCACUGCAGCUGUUCUGGGUGGAUUUAAAGACAUGAACUCAGCCAUUUUUCCUGUAUCAACACCAUCUGGAUUGUCCGAUGACUCCCAGUCCAUGUCCAGCUAUAUGUGGCCAUCUAGCAUCCCUCCACGCUACUCACCACCUCACUUCCCUCCAGAUGAGAAACCACCACCUUACAGUCCUUAAAGGAUUAUCCCCAUCUCCCCAGGACUUCUUCACUUUUAUACUAACAUUCUCAGCUUGGUACUGUAAUGGGCACCAAAGAAGUAGGUUUCUAUUUGCCCAUUUUAAAAGAACUGUGAAUUUACUUUUUCUUUUUUAAAGGAACUUUAAAAAAUUUCUACAAAUGCACAUGACAUGCUGUCUGGAACUGCCGUUGGAGUAAUUUUGUGGAUUUAUUGUUUUGCAAUAAUGGACUUUGCUUGUAGCAACAUCCUUGUUUAUAUGGAUGUGGACUUCUGAUUUUGUAUUAUAUCACAUUUCUGAGGCAUUUAAGUUUCAAAAUACCUCAACAAUCCUCUCAGUAAGAAACAUGUUCCCCUCAGGAGUGGAGCACAAAGUGUCUGUGGGUUCAUUAAGAACAUGUUCUACACCUCUGUCCAAGAAAUUGACAAGACAUCAUAAUUGCAUUAAUUUCUAUGCAUGUUUAUAAAAUCAAAGAACUCAGCCUCCAUUUGAGGUGAUAAUCGGAGGAUAAGAAAUUGAUUUUAGUAUAUGUUUAACCGUAUUUUGUUUUUCUGACAUUUAUCCAUUCAUUAAAAACUGUUGGUUUUCAUCUCUCUUUAAAGUAUUUCUGCCGAAGAUACAUGUAUGUCUAAAUUUACCUCCUGAGGCAAACGAGUACACUUCAAAAAUAUUUAGAGAUUACUAUAAUCAGUUAUUAAUAUAGUCAUUACUUAUAAAUAAAAAUGUAUGUAUUUUAGAAA